Culex pipiens pallens (northern house mosquito) is the source of this 3026-nucleotide messenger RNA. Its product is annotated as protein lozenge-like. Bases 806 to 2551 code for a protein of 581 amino acids. Gene Ontology annotation, molecular function: RNA polymerase II cis-regulatory region sequence-specific DNA binding; DNA-binding transcription factor activity, RNA polymerase II-specific; ATP binding. Gene Ontology annotation, cellular component: nucleus. The transcript is spliced from 7 exons. NCBI's taxonomy places the organism in Eukaryota, Metazoa, Arthropoda, Insecta, Diptera, Culicidae. Gene Ontology annotation, biological process: regulation of DNA-templated transcription. The record is from RefSeq and is a predicted model, not a curated record.
GUGGCGAGACGUGCUCGUUCGUACAAAUCUCUCGGAAUAAACGCUGGUCAAGUGUGUGACACAGCAUAGUUGUGGGUGUGUGUGUGUGCUUUUUGCGCGUGAAAGUUCGCGGUAUUCGCGGUUGAUCUCUGCGCGGUUUGUGUCCUGUCUAGCAGCAAGACUAAGAAGAAGAUUAGUGUUUGGUGUUGUUGUGGUCCAGUCUCAAGAACGGGGGGAAGCGACAAAAUCCGGCAGGACCACAGACCGGACCGGGGACUCGUUCCGGAUGCUGCUCCCGCUAGUGUUGGGCGUUGUGGUUGUGUCCCGGUGAACUUGACUUAAGGUGAAGAACCCGACCGCAAUAAAACGGUUUUGUGGGUCAUCGAUGAGAAAAAAGACCAUCGCUGGGAAAUUGUCAACAAAAGAGUUGAAUCAACUCUCGGCCUGAGUUUCGAGUGAAUUACAAAUCGUGCUCGCCUACUAGGACGCCCUCCCGGAAGAGUUGGAGACGCUCGGAAUCACGCGUGCGACGUUUGACCAAACAUAACCUCACACUCUCUGUCGGUGGAACCUACGCCAACGUUGGAGCACGGGUUAGCAAGUGACUCAUAAUCGAUUGUGUCAACAGCCGUCAGUUUCUUCGGUGAAGAACUAGUUGGUAUUCCGCGCGCGCGCCCAGAUCUUCAGCCGAUUGAUCGCCAAAGUGACUAAUCGAACCUAACCUCAAAGUGACCAAGUGAUUCAGGGGAAAACGGGAAUCGGUUUCGCGUAAGUUCCCACGUCAAAAAAAACGGCCUCCAAAAUUGCGCCCAAAACGUCGUUCCGGAUGCAUUUGCCCAGCAGCGGUGGAACGGCGACGUCUGGGUCCGGCGGCGGUGAAGCCGAGUGGGACAUUUACGGCAGCAAGGACGGAGGGGGUGGUGGUGGUGGUGGCGGAAGUGCGGGAUCCGCCGGAGUAGUGGACGAAGAUAUGCUGGAUGGGUCGACGGGAGGGGGAGGUGGCGGGACGGGAGGGACGGGACUGACCAGUGGAGGAGGAACCGGGAGCAAUGUGACGGAGAACAGCUCGCCGAGUCCCGGCGGGUCCGGGGAUCUGUGGUGGAUCGAGCGGAUGGUGAUGGAGGCGCAGCAGGAGUACCCGGGCGAGUUGGUCCGCACCGGUAGCCCGUACUUCCUCUGCUCGGCCCUGCCCAACCACUGGCGCUCGAACAAGACGCUGCCGGCGGCCUUCAAGGUGGUGUGCCUGGGUGACGUUUGCGACGGCACGAUGGUCACCAUCAAGGCCGGCAACGACGAGAACUUUUGCUCCGAGCUGCGGAACUGCACGGCCGUGAUGCGCAACCAGGUGGCCAAGUUUAACGAUCUGCGGUUCGUCGGCCGGAGUGGACGAGGCAAAAGCUUCACCCUGACGAUCACCGUGUCCACCACGCCGCCCCAGGUGACCACCUACACGAAGGCCAUCAAGGUGACCGUGGACGGACCCCGGGAACCUCGCUCCAAAACCAACACCCCCCAGCUGCGACCACCCCCGCUGCACCGAUUCCUCGAGCAACCCGCCUUCAGCCACUUCCCGGCCCGGUUCAACUCUACCGGCUCCAGCGCCGGGAUCGGCGGCGCCAGUGGCAAGGGGUCAUCCAUCAACAACUACAGCGGCGGCGCAGGAGCCAACAGUACAAAUCAUCACCACCACCAUCAUCACAACAACGGCAGCAGCAACAACAACAGUGGCAGCUCCAGUUUGAACACCAGCGUGGACUCGUCCAGCGAUUACAAGCCAAAUCUGACCCUGCCCGAUUACAGCAACGCCGCCGACUGGCCAAACGGACUCAACGCGUCCUCGGCGACGACGGCGGCGACCACCUACGCGAAUCCGUACAGCCCGAUGCAAACGACACCGCCGUCCUACGGCGGCUACGAACCCUGCCCGAUGGUGGAACAUUCCGGCUACAAUCUGCCGACAGUCCUCCCCGACGCCGCCACCACCUACCAGGACUACUACAACCUCCCCACUCCAGCCUCCCACCAAUCCGCCAUGUCCGCCGCCCACCACCACGGCUACUCCGCCUCGUCCGCCUCCUCCAAAUCCCUCGUGACCGGCGACCCCCUCGACGGCUCCUCGUACGGUUCCCCGUACAGCCAGUGGGCCGCCAACGGGUACGGCAGCUACCAGUACAACACCGCCCCUCCUCUCCCUCCCCCUCCGCCCCCCCAGUCCCAGUACCCCUCGGCCGUCGCCGCCGUUCCCCCGCCAAUGGUGCUCUGCCCGCAGAUGUUCAGUACCGUCAACCAGAACCAGAUCCACGUCCAUCUCCACCCGGCGGCCACGCCCGGCAGCGACAAGCUCGAGCAGUACUUUGGCGAAAAUGGUGGCUUCAUGAUGCGGCCCGCGGUCACGGCGGCGGCGGCAGUGGCGGCCGCGUCCGAAAUUGGUGGCAUCGGCGGAACGCACGAUCCGACGAUGGGGCAGCAGCAGGAUGUCGUUGGAAGUGAUCAUCAUCAGCAGCAGGAUGGAGGGGCGAGGGCGGAGGAAACGGUCGCCGGCGAUCCGAGCAGCGUUUGGCGGCCCUACUGAUGUUACGAGUUUUAGGGGGGGAGGUUUGAGUUUCGUUAGACUGAUUUCAUUAUUAUUAUUUUAUGUGUUGAGAAAAGAACCAAUCGCUAAAAUUGAUUUUGAACUUUGUAGAAGCUUUUCUAUCUCUCUGUCUGUAAGCAAAGUAUACUCGAUAAACUCCAAAUAGAAAAUAGUAGCUAAUUUAGAUUAAUUUAUAAUGAAAUUAAGAAUCACGCAUCUUAUCGUAAGUUGAAUUUAUUAAUUAAUAUAUUAAAUUAAACAAUUCGUCAGCGACGAAUUGAGAAAUGUUUUAAACUAAGUUUUCGAAUCAAAUAAAAAAAAAAGUGGCAAACGCAUCAAAUUGUCUUCGUUACAAAAAAAAUCGUGAAUCAUGUUAAGUGUACAGAAUUUGUGUAAAAAAUAAUGUGAGCACACACUAGAUGAAUCGAUGAAUGUUGGAUGGAUUUACAAUAAACAUAUUUGUAUACAAAGUAAA